AUGGACUUUGGGUUUGACGGUUGUUAUGAUUCUGAUCCAGAGCCGAGAGGUCGGAAUGUUCGUAAUAAUAUCAGAAGAGCCAGAAGGAACAACACCUUGAAGGGUAGUAUCUGGUCGCAAACCGUAAUAGAUCUGAAAGAACAUCCUCAGUUCAGGCAAUGUAGUCGUCAAUUUCAAAGCGAAAUGAAUAGCAACAAAUGCUCAUCCAAGUAUCGAAAGUUGAUAAAUAAGUAUAAGUCACUUGCUGAUCGUCAAUCGCGCGAAACUGGACGUGGGGCUAGUCGUAACUCUAAUAAUUUGGUUCAUUUUGAAUCACUUAAAGCAAUAUUGAUUAGCGAUGCCAGUUUCAAUCCACCCGUCACCGGUAACUCUGGUUCAGCAUCUACACAUGGUAGCAUUACCACUUCUCUUCCAGAAAUGGAUUUCAGUAGCCCUAACCGAACCCGCAACACCAACAACAUCAACAACACCAACAGCACCGACAAUAUCGACAGCACCAACAUUCCGAACAGCAGAUAUAAUUGCGCUUACGCUGAUUCCAAUAUUAAUGCUGAUAGACAAAGAACCCCAGCUCCAUCAAAUCAUCGUUUAUCAGAAACAGGUUCGACAAAUAUAAAUGAACCAGUAGAACUUGUUGCGGCCCUUCUUGGAUGGGACGAGAAAAGGGCCAUGAAGAGGGCUAGAGCAGGGCAGGAGAUGGAGAUAAUUUGUCGACAAGAACGAGACCGUCAAGAAGAGAUGGAAAUGCCGCGUCGACAAGAUAGAGAAAGACGAGAGGAUAUGUUGUAUCGUAGAUCCCGGGAUGAUUCUUUGCUUGCCGAAGCCAAAAGAGCAAAUAACAUUUACGAAUAUAGAUCAACUAAACAAUAA
Messenger RNA from Mucor mucedo, 870 nucleotides. RefSeq lists its product as uncharacterized. Bases 1 to 870 code for a protein of 289 amino acids. Lineage: Eukaryota; Fungi; Mucoromycota; Mucoromycetes; Mucorales; Mucoraceae. The record is from RefSeq and is a predicted model, not a curated record. The transcript has 4 exons.